Molecule: messenger RNA, 2428 nt
Organism: Diachasmimorpha longicaudata
Lineage: Eukaryota; Metazoa; Arthropoda; Insecta; Hymenoptera; Braconidae
Gene: Npl4
Product: nuclear protein localization protein 4 homolog
Exons: 10
Coding region: 119-2098 (659 amino acids)
Biological process (GO): ubiquitin-dependent protein catabolic process
Cellular component (GO): nucleus
Molecular function (GO): ubiquitin protein ligase binding; ubiquitin binding
Source: RefSeq, a predicted model, not a curated record
UCUUCACGUGUAAGACAACCUUCUAGGGACUUUAUAUACAUUUUGUUGGAGCUUUUGGUGAUCACCAGACAAGCGGGACAGGUAUCCGAACAGCUGAUGCUUCACAGCCACCGGCGAAAUGUCAAAAUCAAGAGAAAUUGUACUCAGGGUCCAGUCGCCAGAGGGAACAAAAAGGAUUGACGUCAGUCCCACUGAUAGUCUCUCCCAGCUCUUCGAAAAGGUGCACGAAACAUUUCAACUCACCAGCUUUGGCUUCAGCCUCUACAAGGAGAGAAAUCACAAGAACGAAAUAUUCUCAUCAAAAAGCAAAUCGAUAGCAGCCUGUGGUCUCGGCCAUGGAGAUAUGCUCUACUUGGCCCCUCUCAAUGGUGCUUUUCUGUGGAAUAGUUCGUCUAGCAACACCUCUGCUCACAAGUCCACUGGAAGCACUGAUGUAACACCAAUGGAAGUAACGCCCACCACUAGUCGGAGCACCAGUGGACGAGCCAUGGUAACAGCCCGACCCCUGGCUAAUGUUGACGAGGAUGAAGUGGAUCAGCAACUUUGGAAAAUGGAUGGAAAAAUUCAACGAAAACGUGACGAAAAAUUAUGCAGGCAUGGAGCUAAUGGAUGCUGCGUUCACUGCUCACCGCUGGAACCCUUUGACGAGGCUUAUUUAAAGGAACAGAAUGUCAAACAUUUGUCUUUUCACGCUUAUCUCAGGAAACUCACUGCCGGAGUAGAUAGAGGAAAGUUCCUACAAUUAGAGGACAUAAGCUGUCGCAUAAAGAGAGGCUGCAAGGACCAUCCACCCUGGCCCCGCGGUAUCUGCAGCAAAUGUCAGCCCAAUGCGAUAACUCUCAAUCGUCAGCCUUAUCGUCAUAUUGACAACGUCGUUUUCGAGAACGCAAGUUUAGUCGAGCGUUUUCUCAACUACUGGCGAAGCACUGGUCACCAACGUCUGGGAUAUCUCUACGGUAGAUAUGAGAUUCAUUCGGAUGUACCACUUGGCAUAAGAGCCGUGGUGGCAGCCAUUUAUGAGCCACCCCAGGAGAGCACGAGAGACUCGAUUGUACUUCUCCCGGACGAUAGGGACUCUCUUGUCGAUGAAGUUGCCCGCAAACUAGAUCUGAGGAGAGUUGGCUGGAUUUUUACUGACCUGAUCGCUGAUGAUGUCAAGAAGGGUACUGUCAAACACGUUAGGAAUAUUGACAGCCAUUUCCUCACUGCUCAAGAAUGCAUCAUGGCUGGGCAUUAUCAGAAUCAACAUCCCAAUCCCUGUCGAUUUUCACCGAGUGGUUCAUUUGGAUCAAAAUUCGUUACUGUCUGCGUAACAGGUGACGACAAGAACCAAGUACACAUGGAGGGUUAUCAGGUCUCCAACCAGUGCAUGGCUCUCGUCCGAGACGGCUGUUUUGUGCCAACGAAAGACGCCCCCGAGCUAGGCUACGUGAUCGAGUCCACGGAUAAGCAGUACGUCCCAGAUGUUUACUACAAGGAGAAAGAUUCAUAUGGGAAUGAAGUGUCGAGAUUAGCUAGACCACUCCCAGUUGAGUACUUACUGGUUGAUGUGCCGGCAUCCACACCCCUGACGCCCCAAUACACAUUCUACGUUAGUGAAAACAUCAACCCGUUUCCAGUUGAAAAUAGAUUGGUGGACGAUCAGAUCCAGGAGUUCAAUUCACUGUGCACCUACAUGCAUCAGUUUAACUCAGCUCAAUUCAUGGAGGCUAUUUCUGAUUUUCACUUGCUCUUAUUUAUCGCCACGAUGGACAUGCUCCCCAUGAUGGAGCACAUGCCGGAGUUACUCAAGGCAAUCAGAACCAAUGACAGAGAGAAAGCAAUGGAGUGGGCGAAGAGCGAACACUGGGCAACUAUUGAUCAGCUGAUGGUUGCCACCACUAACUCAUCGCCGAUGUCCUCACAACGAACUGGCUUUCCUGCAAGUGGAUCGAGAUCCAGGGGAUCACUGACCACUACCAGUGGUGGACUGGGCGUUGGUGUGGACACUAAUGUCAAUGCAUCCUCCAAUCAGCCACUUUGGACGUGUCCACACUGCACAUUUUUGAAUCCAGCUGAGAUUGGUACCUGCGAAAUGUGCAGUUUGCCCAGGAUGUAGUGCAUGUAGCACAGUGAAUGCAACGUUUUUUUACUCUGCCUUAUUUAUAUAGAAAAUAAAGCCCAGACACUGUAGAGAGUUCGCCCUAAAGGCGACUAAGUUACUGCACCCUGUUUUUCUUUUUUGAGCCUUUUUUGGUUGAAAUUAUACUUGUGACAAAAAACAGCAAAAAAUCCUUGUGAUUUCUAGGAUGCUCCUCUGAAACGAGCGCUGAAGAUUUGGUUAUUACAGUUUUUACGUACAUCCGAGCUACGACUGAUUACAACUGAAUAUUUAAGAAAAAAAAAAUAAUAAAACGAUAAAGUAAAUGAUAUGUGAAUGGCACCUGAA